AUGAGUGUUGUCGCCAGUAGACCCGAGAGCGCUGCUGUGCCUUUCUCCCCCAUCCAUCAAAGCCAGGUUCAUCAUUACAAGGAUGCAGCAUAUGCCGUGACAGUGCAGCCGGUCUCAUCUAGAACGUCAUCAGUUUCUUCCUUCAAGAGCAACUACAGUGUUUCCACCGCCCCUACAGUCUACUCCCCGAUCUCUCCCGCAUCACCAUAUCGCUUCGACUCCGCUGCCUCUCUAGAUAAGAUCUUGGAGUCGGUGUUCAAACGACUACCCCAGGAAGUCUACGACGUCAUCCUAGAUCAGUUGCAGUACCUACACACUGGCCCGAAUCAGACUGGGUGUUUGACAUGUUUUCAGCGCGACUUGCACUCUCUCUCCUUGACCUGUCGGUCCUGGGAGAAGGGUGUCAGAGCGAAAUUAUAUAACCAUAUACACAUCAUUGGAAAUGAUUCGCCGUCCCAGUUGAAGAAAUAUCGGAUUAAAAGGGGAAGCCGCUUGAAGUUGCUCAGACGAACCCUCCGGGAGAGGAAAUUGCUGGCCAAUCUCGUUCUGGAGCUUCGUGUUCCCCAGAUGGACUUGUUGUUCACUGCAGUGAAGCAGAGCACUCAAUGGCAGGAGUAUCGAGAUCUCGUCGCCUCGGUCGUCAUGGUGUGUCCUAACCUGGAACGAUUGCUAGGCCUGACCAUCCCGUACAACCACGAGUUCGAUCGUCUGACACAUGCGUUGUCCACGCGGCGGAAGCUGAAAGAGCAUACAUGGGUUUUGGGAGAGGCCCCGGCGGUUUCUGAAGAAUCCCCUCGCAGCACAUCCUGCCCUGGGAGCCUAGGCCCUUCCCAGAUGUUUGAGUUUCUUAACUAUCACGCCUCAUGGUCAAAUCUAGAAACGCUGAUGCUCUAUGGCGUGAACCAGAACAACGCCCUGGAACCGAGUAUCUUCCUUCGCAUGAUCAGCCUUUUGCCGUCGUUACGAAAUCUCUGCAUCUCCAAAUUUGAUGCUGAUGCCUUCGCGGACAGCGCUCUGCUGUGCCUGCCGCCGCUGGACUCGCUUCGCCUGGAGAGCCUCCCCGGUGUGACUGAUACAGGACUAUGUCAAUAUGCAACACGCCCCGAGUCUCGUUCGCUCAAGUCUUUGGCCCUUGUCGAACAGAACAUUGAAUCCUUACUCUCGAUCUCGAAAAUCCUGUCAUCACUGAGACAAUUAGAACGCUUCAAAUUCAUCCAGAGCAACAAGUGUCCUACGCUGAACGCCGAUGGGAUUGUCUUUCAACCGCUUUUCGCCUCCUCGAGCCUCAAAUAUCUGCACUGGGACGUUACGGGCCCUGACUCUGCCGCCGCGCUCAGCAGGCUCGAUUACGUUCCAUUUGUGAAACCCCCACGACACACGGAGUCUCCGAACUCCCAUCUCGCUCAGAGUAUCCUCUCAGCCGGCUUUCCCCGUCUUGCAACAUUGCGAGCGCCCUCGGAUAUAGAACCUCCGGGGGUUCUCCAGGCUGUAUGUCAACCGAUGCCAAACGGACAGGCAUUGCUCAAGCCGGAUCGUUACAGCCUCCCUCGCAGCUCCCACGGUUCGGUCACCACCCGACCAAUGGCCCUGCCUGCAGGGAACAACUUGACGUCUGCUCGGAUCCGAGCGCAGACCUUUAUCGACAUGGCCGCGAAAGACACAGAAACCGGAAUGCGGCUUCUCAUUACCGACCACUCCGACUCGUACGUCCCAGACAGUGCAAUGGACGAUACCUCGGAUGACGGCUCCGAACUGGACAUGGACGACUUUGGCAUGGGCGGUGUGCAGCCUAAGAAUGACAUUCUAUCCGAAGACCGCGAAGGACCCGUCACCGUGUAUGAUUUCCGGAUGCCCGCUUUCAUGGGGAGGAUAGGCUGCAGGACGAGUGACAGGGAUGUCUCAAUUCCGCGGUUCGUCCUUCGUCCCGACAUAGCAGGGCAGGAUGGGGAUGGAGGCCUAGUUGAUUGGAAACAUGUGCUGGCCUCCAGCCAAUCGCUUACCUACGCUGCUGGGGUUGGGGUGAACUGCUUCGGUGGCAAGAGUGCCGCGAAACCGGUGUCCGAAGAACCACCGUCUCCAACCUCCACUACAACGUCCCGCUUCGGAUGGGGUAGCAUCGGCAGUCGUUCUGCGCUGGGGACCAGCCCAAACACGCCCACAACCCCAGCGACGCCGAUGAGUCUUUCGUCCACGGCACUUCCUUGGGACCGGGAUACCUGCACGGGGUCGUGGAACUAUAGCCACAAAACCGGGCGGGACUGGUGGUUCCACAUGGAACGAGACCGGCCAGGGAAUGUCGAAAUUGUCGACGUGAUGCGGCUUUUCUAG
Molecule: messenger RNA, 2328 nt
Organism: Aspergillus sclerotioniger CBS 115572
Lineage: Eukaryota; Fungi; Ascomycota; Eurotiomycetes; Eurotiales; Aspergillaceae
Exons: 2
Coding region: 1-2328 (775 amino acids)
Source: RefSeq, a predicted model, not a curated record